This is a messenger RNA of Manduca sexta (tobacco hornworm), 1639 nucleotides long. It is a transcript of the gene Spf45, whose product is annotated as splicing factor 45. The record is from RefSeq and is a predicted model, not a curated record. The coding region runs from base 389 to 1588 and encodes 399 amino acids. The transcript has 7 exons. Gene Ontology annotation, biological process: alternative mRNA splicing, via spliceosome; mRNA cis splicing, via spliceosome. Gene Ontology annotation, molecular function: RNA binding. Lineage: Eukaryota; Metazoa; Arthropoda; Insecta; Lepidoptera; Sphingidae. Gene Ontology annotation, cellular component: precatalytic spliceosome.
UCAUUAACUGUCAAGAUACUCCGUAGGCAGGUAUCUGCUAGUCUAGUUUAUUGGUCUCUUCUAGGUACUUCAAGGUAUUAGGUAUAUCGUAUAUUCGACGAAAAUUGGAUUAUCAUAAUAAUAAUUAUAAUCGAAUAUAAUUAAUUUCUCUGUGGGUCAGUGACAUAAAGUUGUCUAUAAAUAUAUUAUAUUCUAGUAUAUGAAACUAUAGUAUGUACCUAAUAUUUACUGUUGUGUAUAUGUAGUAGUGCUUAUCAGUGCUUAUGGGGUUUAGGCAUUAAUUGAUAAUAAGUGCAUUCAUUUAUGCUUCAUAAAUAUUCCUUGUCAUUAAGUAAUGUAUAUUGCCUAAGUAAUUUUGGUACAAAGUGGGUCGUCGUUUCUGAUAGUUAUGUCGCUUUACGACGAUCUUGAUACUAUAAAAGCUCGGACAACAGAGAAGGUGGCCGGUUGGUCUUCUGGUAUAAAGUUACUUCAAUCACAGUUACAAUUGAAGAAAGCGGCUGUAACACAACCCAAACGAGAGGCAUUAAGGCGUUCUACGCAGGUGUUGACUCCUGUGAUAGAUUUAAAAAGCAAGCAAAAAGAUGAUGAUGAAUCAAAUUCUAACAGCCCAAAGAGGCAACCAAAAACAUUAACAGCAUCAUUAAAUGUUCGUGAUUUUGACUGGAAUGUGGCAAAUGAAUAUGAUCCUUUGUGGCCUAAUGAUUAUGAAAAAGUUGCUAAAGAAAUACAAGCAAAAAGAUUACAACUUGAUGGUGCUGACCGCAAUGAUAGGUCAGAAAGAAAACGUAAAAGUAGAUUUGGAGAUGAUGAGGAUACUAUUCCAGAAAAAACACUUGUACCUAUGCAACCAGAAGAGGAAGAAGCUGAAGAGAUAGGUAAACGUGCUGCUGGUGUUGCCAUAGCACCACCACCUUCCCUCACUGCUGGGACUUCAUCUCCACCAACACCAGCUGUUUCACUACCUAUAUCCAAUGCAAGUCCAUCUCCAUCACCUGGAUUCUCAAUCGGAGGCUACGGUGCUAGCUCUGUUGCUGCUAAAAUAAUGGCCAAAUAUGGAUUUAAGGAAGGCCAAGGUUUGGGUAAAAAAGAACAGGGUAUGUCAGUUGCAUUGCAAGUUGAGAAAACGUCAAAAAGGGGUGGCCGCAUUAUUCAUGAAAAGGAUGGCAAUGUUAUGCCACCACCAGGCUUUGCUAUGCCUACAUUGCCUGGACCAGAUUCUCCAAAUGCUGCUUCAAAUUCACCACAGCUUUCUAAACAAGAACCAUCCAUCACUGAAAUAAUGAAAUCGCCAAGCAAAGUUGUUCUAUUGCGGAAUAUGGUGGGUCCAGGCGACGUGGAUGACGAACUUGAACCAGAAGUGAAAGAUGAAUGUAACACCAAGUAUGGAGAAGUAGUCAAGGUGUUAAUAUUUGAAAUGCCAAAUGCGCCCUCAGAUGAAGCUGUAAGAAUAUUUGUAGAAUUCAAACGAAUAGAAAGUGCGAUUAAAGCUGUAGUUGACUUGAAUGGCCGGUUUUUCGGUGGAAGACAGGUUAAGGCAGGAUUCUAUAAUGUUGAAAAAUUUAUUACUCUGCAGUUGACUGAAUAGCAGUGACAGAAUUUAUAAGGGUAGAAAAUAUAAAGAAAAUUAUACUGACCA